AUGAAGCUCCUUACGAAAGAAGAGGAAGACGCGCAUUAUCGUUCCGUCGUCAAAGGCGGCACCCUGGGUGGGCUGGUCGGUCUCGCCGGCGGCGCCGCAGGCGUCCUUCUCGCCGCCCGACGUUACCACACGAUCCGCAACCUGACAGUGCCAAUGAAAGCGUUCCUAAUGACCUCGUCGGGAACGUUCGUAGGCAUCGUCGCAGCCGACCACGCCUCGCGCAACUUCGAGAUGGAACGCAACGCAGACCGAGUGUGGUACGAGAACCGCGAGGAACGCCUGCGCAGCGAAGAAAUGCGCGGGCUGAGCUUUAGUGACCGGGCGGUGGCGUUUGCGCGCCGCGAGAAGUACAAGAUCGUUGGCGCCACCUGGGUCGCGUCCAUGAUCGGCUCCUUUGUGCUCGUCGGCCGCAACCCCUACCUGACCGGCCAGCAGAAGAUCGUUCAGGCCCGUGUCUAUGCCCAGGGCUUGACCCUCGGUGUGCUGUGCGCCUCUGCUGCCUUUGAGAUCUCGGACCAGCGCCGUGGUCGCGGUAUCCUCGAUGCGGCGAAGAAGGAGAAGGGCGCUGCUGCGCCUGCGGCUAAACAGGCCUCCGAACCUACUGAGUCGACUCCCUCUCAUCAGGGUGGCCAGCCACAUGAGGGCGAUCUCUGGAAGGAUAUGGUUGCUUCUGAGGAACAGCGCCUCAAAAAGAAACACCAGUCGCUUUACGAGAAACACCACGAAGAGGCUCAGUCCGAUGCCCCCGAGAACACCCAGAAGCAAUCCUCUGAGUCUUCUUCCGACGAUGCCCAGGAGUCCCAGCCCGAGCCCGAGAAGAAGUCCGAAUCGGAGAAGAAGCCCGAGCCCGAGAACAAAAAGCAGGCGUAA
Penicillium alfredii is the source of this 870-nucleotide messenger RNA. RefSeq names its product HIG1 domain-containing protein. The transcript has 2 exons. Lineage: Eukaryota; Fungi; Ascomycota; Eurotiomycetes; Eurotiales; Aspergillaceae. Bases 1 to 870 code for a protein of 289 amino acids. The record is from RefSeq and is a predicted model, not a curated record. Gene Ontology annotation, biological process: mitochondrial respiratory chain complex IV assembly. Gene Ontology annotation, cellular component: mitochondrial inner membrane.